AUGAACACUACCCCCGACACUUCUUCAUCAAGCGAUGCCGACCUGGAAUCGCUGAUCCAAAGUCUUCCAGCAUGCCGCCGAUGUCGCGAUUGCCGCCGAGGCUGUGAUACGCUCCUCCCGAGUUGCCGGCAAUGCUCAAAGGCCAAAGCUGAAUGCGUCUUCUACGACCAUGGCAGAAAGGAGUUCAUACCCAGGAGUUACAUAGCUAAGCUUGUCGAGGACGUGCAAAAGCUCUCCUCAGUUGCACAGACUCCCAGUUCCGUCAUAACGCCUUCCACCAUUGCAUCUUCAUCAACCGCAGAAGCAGCUUCAGUCAGUGCCGAUGAGCAUCUCCAUAGCCAUCAUUUCGUCUACGCCAGCGGGAGUUAUAGAUACCUUGGUGCCAAUAGUUGCCUCCUCAGAUCACCCAGACUGCAAAGAACAGAAGCCUCCGUCCCACUCAUCCCCCAAAGCGAGGAAUGGGAACAAGUGGUCAAAUCAUGCACAAGGACGCAGGACCUCGUCCGCACUUACCUUGAUGUAGUGCAGCCUCUCUACCCUGUACUCGACUCAGGCCUGCGAUUUUUGGCACCUCAGCCACCAGAGGAUUUGACCAGCGCUGACCUCUUUGCGCUGAAUAUGGUCUGCUCGAUAGCUUGCUACGUGAUGCCCGAGUAUAAGCGCAAAAGGGAUCCAAGGUGGCACUGGAGUGACUUAGGAAAGCUGGAUUUCCAUCAUUUCGCCUGCAAGAAAUUCCGUCUUCUGGCGCAGAACUACUUUUCUAAAGCUGCCGAGUAUUUAGAAGCGUCGACCAUGGAGAGGAGUAUUGUCACCCUAAGGUCGGUCAUGUUACUUGCCAUCAAUAGCCUGUUCGACCCACAAAGCGGAAACUGCCCUACCAUGGCUAAACCUGACUGGUUGCAGGAAUCUGAAUUAUGUUUUGAUAAGAACAAGCCCGCCCGGUACCUCUGCUCAUUAUUCAGAGCCCAGCGCCGGUUCCGCAAAGGUGACCGUUCUGUCCUGACGCUUCUGCCCAGACUGGACGAGACCGAUGAGCUAAGUCGUCAUCCUUGGUUACGCAUUGUCCUCCAUCAAACGCAUCUCCUCAUGAACCCUAUUUGGCAGUGUGCCUGGUUUGUUCUGGAAGCGGUUGUCAGCCAGGGCGGUUUUCACACCUUCCUCACCCCACAUUGGGUCUACCGUGCUGGAUGUGUGCUACUCGAUAAAAUCAACGAAGUCUACUUUGAAUACCUGGCACAGCUCUACUCGAACGCACUUGUUGCAUUGGAGCUCUCCAGCGUCAAGUGGCCCAACGUAAGCCUAUUGAAGGGCUCCCUAGUAGACCUACUGAAGACGAUGAAAACCAAGGCCUACUGGGGGCACAAGGAGCAAACUUAUUUCGAUUUGACGUUAUAG
Westerdykella ornata is the source of this 1395-nucleotide messenger RNA. RefSeq lists its product as uncharacterized. NCBI's taxonomy places the organism in Eukaryota, Fungi, Ascomycota, Dothideomycetes, Pleosporales, Sporormiaceae. Gene Ontology annotation, molecular function: zinc ion binding; sequence-specific DNA binding; DNA-binding transcription factor activity, RNA polymerase II-specific. Gene Ontology annotation, biological process: positive regulation of transcription by RNA polymerase II. The record is from RefSeq and is a predicted model, not a curated record. Bases 1 to 1395 code for a protein of 464 amino acids. The transcript is spliced from 3 exons.